AAAAGUCAGAACGAGACAGCAAAAUGAGGAGACGUUUUCAUCACAGCCUGAGUCUACUUUUCCUUUUCCUGUCAGAGACCUUCAGCUCUGUUGGUGGAUCUUCAGUUCAGGAAGUGAUCGGUGCUGUAGGCGAGUCUUUUACAUUCCAUACCAGUGUCCCUGUUUCUGGGAUUUUAAUUUAUAAAACUAACACAGUUGGACAGAUAUUGAAUAAAUACAGCGACACAAACGUGAGUGAGAAGUUUGUGAAUCGUCUUCACUGGGACGGUCAGAGUGGGUUCUUCACUCUCACAGACCUGAGAACAGAUGAUUCAGGACUUUACAUAGUGGAGAGCAUUAAAGAGCCGCAGGGAAAACAGGAUUAUCAGUUGGAGGUGUACGAGAGAGUUUCAGUUCCUCAGGUGGUGAACACAUCCUCCAGUUCUUCAGAGUUCUGUUUGUUACUGUGUUCUGUGAGGAACGUCAGAGGACUGAAGCUCUUCUGGUCUAAAGAAAAUGAUGUUUUAUUAAACUACACCAGCAGCAGCAACUCAUCCGACAUCACACUGAGUCUUCAUCUAGAAAUAAAGAUGGCGGACAUUCACACGUUCAGCUGUGUGGCUUCCAACCCAGUCAGUAACGAGGCAACCACAAUCAACAUCACACACUACUGCUCUCUGAACUCAGAUGUUGUUUCUCAUCAGCAGAGGACUGUGAUUGUUCCAGUUGUGGUGUCUGUGCUUUUAGUCGUGCUAGUAAUCGUGACGUAUGUGUAUCUGCGGAGAAAGAAAUUAAAUGGACCCUAUCGGCGUACAGAAGGCAGAAGAAAUCAUGACUCUGUGUGUGACAACAGAAGUUUAUUACCAGGUUUAUGUACAGUGAUUGCAGCAGCAGCAACAGCGGAACAGAAUCAACCGGAACUGAAGACUGAUCAUCAGAUUAUUAUCAGACCAAAGAAAAGAUAGUGCUAGAUAUUUUAUUGCUACUUUUGUUUUACACAAACACAGUCAUCAACGUGGGGUGGCACGGUGGUGUAGUGGUUAGCACUAUUGCCUCACAGCAAGAA
Molecule: messenger RNA, 1045 nt
Organism: Neoarius graeffei (lesser salmon catfish)
Lineage: Eukaryota; Metazoa; Chordata; Actinopteri; Siluriformes; Ariidae
Product: SLAM family member 5-like
Exons: 5
Coding region: 24-944 (306 amino acids)
Source: RefSeq, a predicted model, not a curated record